Spodoptera exigua (beet armyworm) is the source of this 321-nucleotide messenger RNA. The record is from the annotation of a GenBank genome assembly. Lineage: Eukaryota; Metazoa; Arthropoda; Insecta; Lepidoptera; Noctuidae.
AUGCCUACACAAGCUCGUUGUGACCGGGUACCCCCUCCGCACGCCAAGUGGGAUGCCCUGGACCUGAGGGUUUUGCAAGAAGACGAUCUGCCAUUGGAUCCUCGAUCCUGGGGUCGUGCGGAGGUCGGUACAUGGGUGUCACGACGUGGCGGUCUACCGGAGCGGUUUCCUAUGAAUGGGAAAGCCUUGUGUCUCAUGUCGAAAGAUAUGUUUGCAUCAAGAGUGCCACAUAACGGACAUCUUCUUCAUCAGGAUUUUAGAAGAAGGCUAGCGAAGGCUUUAGCUUUACAGGAACUAAUAGAAAAGAUCGCAACACACUGA